AUGAAAUACGACUACCAACUGGCAAUAUCCUCCGGUAUCAUUCAUGAUAGAAUUGCCGAACAUUAUAAUAACAAUAGACAUAGGCAUAAUCAAGGGAGAAAACUGUCUUUAAAUUUUGAAAUAAUUGGUGUUUUAUUAGAUAUCAUUAAAAAUGCUACUGAUAAUUCUACAUACUUAAAAUUGACAGAUUUCCAAAACAAUGAUUACAUAUAUUUGGUUAAAUUGAACGAUGAAACAGUUGAUCAAGAUUUAAGUUUAAUCUAUGACACUUUUGAUUUAGAUCAUUCAAUAUCAACUUUAAAUGAUAUUUAUUUAAAUUAUAUAUGCUUUAUUCGUUGCAAAGUGGAACAUAACUUUUCAAUGCAAAAUAAAAAUGACAAUUUUAUUAGAAUGAAUGCCAAUGAAAUAAUACCAAUGGAAAUAACUGAAAUUGUAAAUACUGUCUCCUCCACAGAUGCUACUAUAUAUUCCAAGAUACUGAUGACGAUACUGAAACAGUUAAUAACAAAAGAUUCAGAUCCAACUAGUCCCUUCAAGUUUAUUAAAUUGGUCAAUUAUAAUUAUGAAUUUAUUAAUUUUAUAAAGAAUUUAGAUUUAAUGUUGAAACACAAGAAUAAAUUACCUCAAAAGACUGAGACUAAUCCAUUGUUUAUUGUUGAUGAAAAUAAUAGUUCUAACUCAUCAAAUCAAUCAAAUUCUUUGGGUGAAUUUGAUUCACAAGCUAUAUCUCAAGUUUCACAAUUGAAGAAAAAAUAUUUGAAUAAUGGGACGCAGUCUGACCUCCUAGAGGGAAAUAAAACACAAAAAUUUGAACAUGCAUUAAAAUCUUUACCAAUUUUUACAAACUCAUCUUCGAUAAAUUCCUCUGCCUAUAAUUCAAAAGUAAACUCUAAUAACAGGACCAAAGAAAGUCCUAACGUUGAUGAUAUGCAUAUAUCUUUUACUCCAGAUGUUACAGAUAAUGAUGAUAUAUCAAGCAUAGGAUCAAAGCGAAGGAAAACAGAAUCAAAUAAUAUAACAAUAACUGCAUAUACAAGACCACUUUCAACUUUCAUACAAUCUAGGGAGAGAGCCAUUUCUAAUUCUCUAGUUAUGCCAGUUGAAGAAAAUAUAGAGGCCAGGAAUACAUCCUUCAAAACAAAUAAACUAUUUCAUACAAAUUUGUCUGAAAAAAAUAUAAAAAUACAAAUAUUAUCACAAGAUCUUGGUAGCUCUAGUCAAGAAGGUAAAAAUAUCUCUAAAAUUACAUCAAUCGAACCUACUCAACGAAUGAAGGAAUUUGUAACAAGUUCUCAAAGUUCUCGAAUUUGGACUCAAACGUCACAAAAUAGACCACUUUCCAAAAUUGAUCAUCAUUUGGUAAAGGAUAAACUUCCAAUAAAAGAAGAACAAGAUGUCCAUACUAGUUCAACUUUUCAACUCCCAGUUGUUAAUUUAUCUCCAGAACUCAAUGAAAAUACAGAUUUUGAAAGUAACGUACAAAAUACUAAAAGCUUGGUACGAUUAACGAAUGAAGAAAACUCAAAAAUUAAUAAAGAUCAAGUCAUUCACAAAAAAUUGAAUUCUAAAGACAAUUCAAAUAUUAGCGAUUUCAUGAGUUUGAAUUCUCCUUCGCUAUCGUCACUCAUUUAUUCAUACCCAACUGAAUCACAAAUCAAUAAUGCAAAUGAGAAUACCACAUUGUUUAACGGAAUUUUAAAUAAGACAAAGGAUAAUCAGUCAUCUCUAAGUGAUAUAUCUACCCAAGAUAUUGAAUCACAACUUCGGUAUGACACAAAUAUUAGCAAAUCUGAUUUAAGUACAGAACUUAGAAAAUCGUCCAAGGUCACUGAUCAAAAUAGUAGCGAUACACUUGAAAAAAUGACACAAAUAUAUUCUUUAUCCAAAUAUGUACCUAAAAAUUCAUCUGAUAUCAAGCAAUUAUUAACGAGUAAUUUUAAAACGUCCUUAACUUUCACAGGCCAAUUUGUCGGAUUAUACCCUAAAGUUAGAGAAUCGUUUAAAGAGUUGAAUAAGAGUAUGUUACGAUUAUAUUUUGUAAAGGAAGAAACUAUUGAAGAUAUACAAUAUCGUCAUUCAAAAUAUGUUGGAAAUAAUACCCAGACAUCUGAACUCAACAUUGAAUUAAUUCCAUUGAUUAAUUGUAUUGAAAUUAUAUUACCCAGUAUUAAUCAUAUUGAACAAGUUUUUGGUAGUUUUAUUGAAAACACAGACGAUUUACAAAAUAGUUUAUUUAAUAAAAAAAUAUCUGUCAAACUUGAAUAUUCCCAAUGGAAAUCAAAUUCGAAAUUUAAUCAAAUAUUUAAAUACUGGUCAUUUAAAUAUAUGAAAAUUUUAAAAGAAAAAGCUAUAUCUCUUCAAUCGUUACUAUCAUCAAGUCAUAAACCUAGUCUCUUAAAUAAUAUACCCUCUGAUCAAUCAAUUGAAGAAUUUAAUAAAUCUAUUGAAAAUAAACAAGCACAUUUCAAUCGUCUUCAUAACAUUCAGAGAAAUUUAAUAGUUCAAAGCUUUAAGAAUGUCUUGAUAAACCAAAAUAAAAUCCUAAAUUCUGUUGAACUGGUAGGACUAUUAUUAAGUUUCCAUCAAUUAAAUGAAUCGUGUUAUUCGAUAACAUUCACAGAUUUUACCUCAAAUUCGAAUAUCAAGACGUUUGUGCGGGCUAAAUAUUUAAAAAACGGUUUCGAGAAGAUACCCUUGAGUAACGAUAAAGUAUGGGGUGGAAUCAUUUUUGAUGAUAAAUUUAACAAUUUGAAUGAAAUGGUUUAUUCCACAUACGGCAAAUAUUUACAUGAUAUGGGAGAAUAUGAAUACCUUUCCAGUGAUGGAACUCGUGGCUCUAAGAAUGUAAGCAAUUAUGGUAUUAUUGUCAAGCUGGUAGCAAAAUUUAAGAAUAUUAACAACAAUGGUCAAAAUUGUAGUAUUUCAAGAUGUCAAUUGAUAACUAAAUUAAUGAUGGAUAAUAAAAAUCAACUUACAAAUAGUGAGCGGAAUCAUUUAACAAGUUUUUACAAGAGAUCAAUGGAAAAUAUCCCCAUGGAAAUGCUUUUAAAAUAUUUUGUCAACUUUACUCAUUGUUACCCAAUUGAAAUCGUUAAGGAUCCAUUAAAUAAUACGGAAGUCGCACGAUUGUUACAAGAUAGCAAACAAAAGGAAUUAGAACUAUUAUUUGAAGAUGCGGAUACCACGAAUGAUACUAUGACAAAUGACACAAAUACCACAAGUGCUAGUUCUUUUCAAACUGCAAGCUCGAUUAAUAAUGAUGUAGCAGAUGAUCUCUAUACAUAUGAUAUCAUCGAAAAUGCGAAAAUAAUAGAAUUACUCUUGUUGCAAAAAUUUAAUAGAGAAAAGAAACUUUACAAAAUUGAAGCCAAGAUAAUUGGUAUGGAAUAUUUUCCCAACGAAUAUAUGGAACUUCAAUUAAUCGAUGACUUAAUCUUCCAAGAGGAGAGACAAGAACCAGGGAUAACAAUCAAUAGAAUAUUACGUGUUUUUUUCGAGACUCCUGAUGAAAUCUUCCACUUCUUUGGGCUUGAAUCCGACAAUGGCCAUGAAUCUGAACAUGCCAAACGUAUUAAUGAAAUCAUCCAAAACAAGCAAAUCGAUUUGAAUCGUAUCAUGAAUAAAACUGUUCAAUUCACUUUACGCCCUCAAAAAAUAUCUCUCACCAGAAAUAAAAGCAAUAACAAUUCUGCAGCCCUCAUCGGUCUAGAUCUCCUAAGACUACAAGGGUGGAAGGCAGUAGAAUGUACGCUACAGGAGAUUUGUUACGAGGUAGACCGUCGAGCACGUCUAUCCAUCAAACAAGAGGUCGAGAACACUUGA
Molecule: messenger RNA, 3822 nt
Organism: Henningerozyma blattae CBS 6284
Lineage: Eukaryota; Fungi; Ascomycota; Saccharomycetes; Saccharomycetales; Saccharomycetaceae
Product: telomere-binding protein CDC13
Exons: 1
Coding region: 1-3822 (1273 amino acids)
Source: RefSeq, a predicted model, not a curated record